UUCCCAUCUAAAUUCCUCUUUCCAAGAAUAGUCCCGUACAAGCCCCAAUUUACGUAUCAUUUCCUAAUGCUAUUUUUCCAGUAGAACGACUUCGGCACUGAGCAUGCUCUUCUGAAAAAAUUCGAGUGUUGUUGUCGGAAGCUUGUUUGUUACUCCCUAAAUUCUUUCAUUUUUAGGAAAUAAUAAUAAUAAUAAUAAUAAAAAUGAGUAUUUAAAUUAGAUAAUCUGCUCUCUCAGUCGGCGAUUGUUAAGCACGCAUAGUUUCGCUUUAGUGUUACUGAGAAGAUGGAGAGCUUGCCGACGACGACGACGACGAAGUCAGACAGACGAUGGAGGUCAAAGCCUCUUCAGGCAUCGAAACCUUCUCUCCUGAUGGCCUUGUUUUCUUGCAUGGCUUGGCUCUAUGUAGCUGGCAGGUUGUGGCAGGAUGCGGAAAACAGAAUGUUACUUGCUGAUCUUCUUAAGAAAAAUGCAGGCCAGAGACCCAAAGUCCUAUCAGUUGACGAUAAGUUGGCAGUCCUUGGCUGCAAAGAUCUGGAGAGAAGGAUUGUGGAAGCUGAGAUGGAUCUGACAGUAGCGAAGAAUCAAAGGUAUCUGAAGAAUCAUUUGCAACAAAGUGGCUCUUCUUCUCCCCGAAUUCUAGCUGUUAUAGGAGUGUAUACUGGAUUUGGCAGUCGAUUGAAGAGAAAUGUGUUUAGAGGAUCUUGGAUGCCCAGAGGUCAGUGGGAUUUCUUAUUGCAGCAAAUGCAGGAAAUAUGUUCCAAAAUUGAUGUUUUAAUGAUUUCAAAUAUGUUAAGCAGGAGAUGCUUUGAAAAAACUAGAAGAAAGAGUGCUAACAGGGGUGAUAGCUUAGAUCGUAAUAUUGAUGAGGAAAAUCGUUCAACAAAGGAUUUUUUUAUUCUGGAAGGUCAUGAGGAAGCUGAAGAAGAGUUACCCAAGAAAGCUAAGUUCUUCUUUGGCACAGCGGUUCAAAAUUGGAAUGCAGACUUCUAUGUUAAAGUUGAUGACAACAUUGACCUUGAUCUUGAGGGGCUAAUUGGACUUCUUGAACGUCGUUGUGAUCAAAACAGUUCUUUUAUUGGCUGCAUGAAGUCAGGAGAUGUUGUAGCUGAAGAGGGAAAGCCUUGGUAUGAACCUGAAUGGUGGAAAUUUGGUGAUGAGAAAUCGUUCUUCCGGCAUGCAUCUGGUUCUCUUUUGAUUCUCUCCAAGAGUUUGGCUCAGUAUGUCUACAUAAACAGCGCUUCCUUGAAGACUUAUGCUCAUGAUGAUGUAUCAAUAGGUUCAUGGAUGAUGGGUUUACAAGCAACAUAUAUAGAUGACAAUCGAUUUUGCUGUGGUAGCGUUAGACAAGACAAAGUGUGUUCCCUAGCCUAAUCAAGGAGAUGCAUAUAGCUUGUCAAGAAGAGAUAUCCAAUCUUUGUUCGUUUCGGUGAAUGAUUUGUGUGAAGAAAUUGACAUAUUUGUUGUUAUAGAUUUACUUAGACGUUGGCCUCAAUUCCUUUUAGGAUUUACCCAUGUUGACUGCCUAUCCUUUCGUCCCAACGAUUUAUCUUUGUAAUGCAAUCUGAAUUGUUGGAAGAGUUGAAAUAGAAUAUCUGUAUCGAAUCAUUUUCGUUAUCAUCAUAGUAAAAAAGGUUUAUGGAGCUUACUUAGAAGGCAAUGUCUCCAUGUUCUUA
Messenger RNA from Humulus lupulus (European hop), 1676 nucleotides. RefSeq names its product hydroxyproline O-galactosyltransferase HPGT3-like. Gene Ontology annotation, cellular component: Golgi membrane. The record is from RefSeq and is a predicted model, not a curated record. Bases 286 to 1374 code for a protein of 362 amino acids. NCBI's taxonomy places the organism in Eukaryota, Viridiplantae, Streptophyta, Magnoliopsida, Rosales, Cannabaceae. Gene Ontology annotation, molecular function: hexosyltransferase activity. The transcript is spliced from 12 exons.